Messenger RNA from Silurus meridionalis, 1965 nucleotides. RefSeq lists its product as uncharacterized. Gene Ontology annotation, cellular component: nucleus. The coding region runs from base 395 to 1075 and encodes 226 amino acids. Gene Ontology annotation, biological process: regulation of double-strand break repair; protein polyubiquitination. The transcript has 7 exons. The record is from RefSeq and is a predicted model, not a curated record. NCBI's taxonomy places the organism in Eukaryota, Metazoa, Chordata, Actinopteri, Siluriformes, Siluridae. Gene Ontology annotation, molecular function: RNA binding.
UGACGUCAUUUUUGCGCGACGCUCUUUUUCGCAAUGGUAAAUAAACGGUUCAAUCGUUCAGCCUUUUAGUCUACGUUUCUAAUCCUAUAUUAACAAUGGUACGAAAUUAUUUGUUUAAAAGUCGUCCAAUAGUUCAGUAUAUGGCUAACAAAGCGCCGUAUGUGAUUAAAUACUUUUAAAAUUUUCACUGUAGCUGUCUAAUACGUCUAAAUUUCAAGAUUUUGCUUAAUAUGAAUAGGUUCAGUUUUUGGAGUCAUGUCAUUGUUUUUUUCGUUUGUUGUAUAAUUCAACAUCCUGAAAUAAUAGCAGGUUUGUGUAGAAUCAGAUAGCUUGCUUUACAAUGAAUUCAGACCUGCAAAUAGAAUCGCACACAUCAACGUAAUAAACGCAAGUGAUGGAUAACGAAGAAGAUCUGGAGUCACUUGGGGAGAAACUGUACGACCGCGUUUCUCUUAACCACGCUGACAUGGCUCCAAAACUAACAGGAAUGCUGCUGGAGCUCCCAGGGGCUGUAAUCAGUCAGAUGCUGCAGGAUGAAGCUCUCCUUUCCAAAGCACUAGAGAAAGCACUGGCAGCCCUGCACCAUGAUACCAGUAAAUCACCAUCACAGGAAGACGACGUCGACUCUGUGUCCUUGGACUCCCUGGGAGAGCAGCUGUAUGAGCUUAUCAACCUUUACGACACAGGAUACACCCAGAAAAUCACAGGGAUGUUGUUGGAGCAGGAGAAAAAGGUGGUGCACCAGCUGUUGUCUGAUCCAGUCCUGCUGGAGGAGAAAGUCAACAUGGCACUGAAAACCUUACAGGGGGCUAGUUGUACACAGGGUCAAGGGGAGACUGAUGUGAGUGACAUCUCUGACCAAGAUGAAGUGGAAGUGAUUGGAGAGAAACUAUUUGCACUUGUACAAGAGAUUGAACCAGUCCACUGUGCUGAUAUCACCGGUAUGCUGUUGGAAAUGGACCUCGGCAAACUGCACCAGAUUCUGUCUGAUCGGACCAUGCUGGUAUUUGCAGUGCAGCGAGCAAAGAGCGCUCGGGAGAACGCACUGAAUCAGGCCCAACCAGACACACACUAAAUACUACAUAAUAUCUUAUUUAUGGAUUUCAGUGGGGGAAAUAAUUAUUUGAUCCCCUGCUGGUUUUAUAAAUUUACCCCUUACAAAGAAAUGAACAGUCUAGAAUUUUUAUGGUAGGUUUAUUUAAACAAAGAGAAAGAAAAAAUAAAUUAAUAUUAUAUAUAAAUUAAUUUGAAUCUGAUUGAAUGGGCGAAUAAUGUUCGGGCCUCACAUAGAACAUUAAAGAUGGGUGGUGGAUGGGUCUUCCAGCACGACACUGACCAAAGCGUUGGGCCAAGGCAACAAUCUGAUGCUCUUGUAGUACAUUCCAGCCUUGUGCAGGUCCCUGACAUCCCGUGACCGCUUUUUGGUCUUGCCCAUGGUGGUGGAGAGGUUUGAAUGGAAGAGAUUGAUUCUGUGACGGGGGUCUUAUACACAUAAUCAGUUGAUAUUAGAAGUUCUUUCUUAAAAGGACAGGACUAAUUUGGGUCUGUGGGAGUCAGAAUUCUUGCUAAUUUGGUAGGGGAUCAAAUACAAAUACAUUUAUAACCUUUCUUUAAUGUUUAUUUUUUUAUGAAUUAUUUUUAUAUUGUCUCUUUCUGUUAAAAUAAACCCACCAUAAAAAUUCUACACUGUUCAUUUCUUUGUAAGGGAGUAAACUCACAAAAUCAUCAGGGGAUCAAAUAAUUAUUUCCCCCACUGUAAAGCAAAUAUGGAGUGGGAAAUGUGCUCUUCUACUGCAAUUCUCUUUCUGCAUUAGUUUUCGUUAUAGAUACGAGAUAUUUUAUGAUCUAAGAAUUUGAGGUGGUUGUAUGUAGUUGGACAAUCCUUUAUUUAAAGGAAACAGUAAAACGUUUUUAAAGAAAAUCUCUGAUCCUGAAAACAUUAAUAAAUCACCACCACGAGAGGUU